CUCGGCGUCCUGGACUUCGCAAAGGUUUCUGGGAAUCCGAGGCCCGAGGGCCGUACGACCGCCCUUUUCGGAGCUACGAGAGUAGAACAGCAGUUCAUGCGUCGAGGGAAAUAUUAUCGCAAAACAAGUUUUUGAAGCAGCGCAACCAGACUUGAGAGAGGGAUAAGGUCAACAAUGGCGGCUGAGGUGGAGGUUGAGUUGGAGGGAGGCAAUGAGUACCCAGCACAUUACAAGGUCAUGAUGGACAAACUUAAUGAGCAACGACAGCUGGACCAGUUCACAGACAUUACACUGAUUGUGGAUGGACACCAGUUCAGAGCCCAUAAAGCAGUGUUGGCUGCAUGCAGUCAGUUUUUCCAUAAGUUCUUCCAGGAUUUCACCCAGGAGCCUCUGGUGGAGAUAGAAGGAGUGAGUAACACAGCCUUUCGGCAGCUGAUGGAGUUCACAUAUACAGCAACUCUGGACGUAAGUGGAGAAGAGGAGGCCUAUGAUGUGUGGAAGGCUGCCGAGUACCUCCAGAUGCAAGAAGCCAUCAAAGCCCUCGACAACAAAAAGAUAAAUGAUAAUCCGUCGCUGACAGCAAAAAGGAAAGGUAAAAAGCGGAAGAUUGCUGAGACAUCUAAUGUGAUUACAGAAACCCUGCCUUCAGUGGAAGGGGAACAGGUGGAGAUUGAGGUGAUUGGGGAAGGAGCCAUUGAGGAGGUGGAGGAGACUGGACUGGAAGAGGUGGUCGACGCAGCAAAAAAUGCUCAGACGGGGUCAGAUGACUCUGCUUUGGCUCUUCUUGCUGACAUAACCAGCAAAUAUCAGCAUGGGGAAUCAACGCUUCAGGUCAUUAAGAAGGGAGGAAUAGAAGAGGAGGUGGUGUAUCAGGAGGAAACUGUGACUGCCUCCAAGGUGCUGGAGAAUGUCGAGGUCGUCGAGGUCCAGAUUUCCCAAGUGGACAACAUGUUCCGCUGCACUAAAUGUGACCGUAGCUUCAAGUUGUACUACCACCUCAAACAGCACCUGAAAACACACCUGGGCUCGCUGGAAAAGCCCCACGUGUGUAACCACUGUGGUAAAGCCUAUACACGGGAGGGCGCCUUGAAGCAGCACAUCAGCACGUUUCAUUUUGAUGCAGAAGAGCUGUCUCGAAACCAGAAACCCCAGAAGAAAGUGCAUGUUUGUGAAUACUGUAAAAAGCACUUUGACCACUUUGGCCAUUUUAAGGAGCACCUACGGAAGCACACGGGGGAAAAGCCUUAUGAGUGUCCAGAUUGCCACGAGCGAUUUGCUAGGAACAGCACACUGAAGUGCCAUAUGGCAGCCUGUCAGAAUGGGGCCGGAGCCAAGAAAGGACGCAAGAAACUGUAUGAAUGCCAGGUCUGCAGCAGUGUAUUUAACAGCUGGGACCAGUUCAAAGACCAUCUUGUGAGCCACACAGGAGACAAGCCCAACCACUGCACCAUGUGUGACAUGUGGUUCACCCACCCAAAAGACCUUAAGCUCCACCUCAAGCAGGUCCAUUCCAUUGAGGAAAAGUCGAAUGAAGAAGUGGUCGUCGCUGACUCUGCUGCUGCCGCCGCCCUAGCCGUCGCCACGCAGAGCAUAGAAGGCACCGAAACGGUCCUGCUAGAUGACGGUAUCCAGGUGGAGCACGUCACGGUGGAGCCCGUGGAUGUGAUGGAGAUGGAGGAGACCGCAACAGUUGUGGUGGAGGACGGCGGGGUGGCCGAGAUGUGUGAGGAGGACGUGGAGAGAUUAAAGCAGGCAGGAGUGCAGAUCCAGGUGGUGCAUGUGACUCAAGUAGACGGGCAGCAGGUGGUGAACUCUCAGGUGGAAGUAGAGAUGGAGGGUGAAGUGGUGAACGUUGUGGAGGCAGAACAUGCAGUGGUCGUGUGAGGAUGUGAGGAGGACUCUGUCAGCCCUGACCGGCUGCAUUAAUCUGUAGCAGACAGUUAUUUUCCAUAAGGAAACUGCAUGUUAGGAUAAAGCAUGUCACCUCCGCAUGUCCGGUUGUGUGCCAUCACUAUGGACGGCAUUGUUACCACCACCCUCACCCUUUGAACUUUGAGUUAUGGACAGCGUUACGGAGAUGUAUCAUUUCCUACUAAUGAUCCUGUAUUUAUUUCAAAGCUGUUUGCCAUCAUAUCAAAUAUUCCUGGUGGCUCUCCAUUGCUUCAUCAAUCGUGUUUCAUACUUGUUUUUCGUGUCCUUAUUUUACCUCAUGUACUGUUUGCUUCACUUGCCAAGACAAUUUGACAAUGAAUGAAAAACAUGUCUGGUUGCAGCUGAUUACACAGCUGGUGCUGAUGUCCAUCACUGCUAACGCUGUCUUGCUACAGUUUUGUUCAAGCUAGUUUUCAUAUUGACUGUUGGUGUUUUUGUAGGAAAAACUCAGAUGCGGAAUAAAAAAUGGUUUUCCAGAAUGGUUCUACAAGUCUUAUUGAUCUUAAGAAUGAGAUGGAUACGCUUAAAAAUGCUGCUGACUUUAUA
Molecule: messenger RNA, 2478 nt
Organism: Acanthopagrus latus (yellowfin seabream)
Lineage: Eukaryota; Metazoa; Chordata; Actinopteri; Spariformes; Sparidae
Gene: zbtb35
Product: zinc finger protein 131
Exons: 9
Coding region: 175-1884 (569 amino acids)
Biological process (GO): regulation of transcription by RNA polymerase II
Cellular component (GO): nucleus
Molecular function (GO): DNA-binding transcription factor activity, RNA polymerase II-specific; RNA polymerase II cis-regulatory region sequence-specific DNA binding; protein binding
Source: RefSeq, a predicted model, not a curated record